This is a messenger RNA of Thamnophis sirtalis, 667 nucleotides long. NCBI's taxonomy places the organism in Eukaryota, Metazoa, Chordata, Lepidosauria, Squamata, Natricidae. The record is from RefSeq and is a predicted model, not a curated record.
AUGGAAGGGAGCUUCUGGAAGACCUGGCUGGUGGUUGGAGCGCUUCUGGUCUUCGGGUGCUCCUCGCUGCCUCAUAAGCCCUUGACCUAUGAGAAGGCUGUGGACCUCGCGGUGGCCAUCUACAAUAGCAAAGCAGGGGAAGACUGUGUAUAUCGUCUCCUGGAGGCUCUUGCUGAGCCUCAGUGGGAUCCUAUUUCCGAUAGCCACGAAGAGUUGAACUUCACCAUCAAGGAGACCAUGUGCCUGUUGGAAGAUGUGGUUUUCUUCGAUGAAUGUGACUUCAAAGAAGACGGGGUGAUCAGGCAAUGUACUGGUUACUACUACUUCGAUGAGAGGCCUCCAGUGGUUGUGCUCACUUGUGUAGUUGUGGCUGGAAUGGAGGAGGAGAAAGGAGAAGAAGUGGGGAAGAAGGAAGAGGAGAAGCAGGAGGAGGAGGAGGAGAAGGAGGAGGAGAACCAAGCCAGGAACAAGGAGGAGGAGGAGAAGAAGGAAGAGGAGGAGGAGAAGGAAGAAGGGAAGGAAACAGAGAAACAGGAGGAGAAGGAGGAGGAGGAGAAGCUGAAGAAGGGACUUAAGAAACUCUUCAAGAGAAAGAAAGUGGUCGCCGGAUACGUCACCGCCUAAGAGAAGAUCCGGAGGGAUCCCAUCUCAGAUCUCUGAUGAGGGU